AUGGCGACGUUGGCUGAUGACUCAGUGAUUCAUGACUCCACUCCUCGUCUCCUCCACCUGCUGCUAUUGGCUGAGCUGUUUGUCCAUUCAUCACCUCGUCCCGUCCACAUUUCUCCACACUGUGGGAUGUUUAAAUCAAUGAUCCAUCAGGUGGACACCUUGAGCAACAUAUUCAAAACACUCCAUGACUUGCCAGAUGGUGAACGCAUGCACUUUGAGGAUGUGGAAUUUCGGCUGGGCGGUCUUCCUCACAUACAACACACUGCGGCCGAUUUCAACUCAUUGAAGUUGAACGAGUCACUCCCCCAGCUCUUCCUGUACACUCGGUCCUUCGGGCUGCAUGUUGAUUGGUUGAAAACAGCCAAAGAAAACGUCAGUUUGUCCUCCCAGUCAGCUGAGGGCGCCAGCUCUCACCUCCUGCAGCUGUCCAGCCUCUUGAACGCAUCUCUUCACCAGAUCGGUGAAGAGGUUCCUCAGUCUCCGUCUCCCUCCCUCCCUGUCGUCUCCACAGCCUUCGACGUCCUCCAGUUCUCCGUUGAGAUCUCUGAACAGUUACAAGUCUUUUGUAAGUGGUCAAAAAGAGUGUUGGUGCUUCUGAGACCUUCCCGCUGCCCUCGACGUUAA
This is a messenger RNA of Anarrhichthys ocellatus (wolf-eel), 624 nucleotides long. RefSeq lists its product as uncharacterized. Gene Ontology annotation, cellular component: cytoplasm. Lineage: Eukaryota; Metazoa; Chordata; Actinopteri; Perciformes; Anarhichadidae. Gene Ontology annotation, biological process: positive regulation of cell population proliferation; positive regulation of MAPK cascade. The transcript has 5 exons. Gene Ontology annotation, molecular function: growth factor activity; cytokine activity. The record is from RefSeq and is a predicted model, not a curated record. The coding region runs from base 1 to 624 and encodes 207 amino acids.